Molecule: messenger RNA, 624 nt
Organism: Malassezia japonica
Lineage: Eukaryota; Fungi; Basidiomycota; Malasseziomycetes; Malasseziales; Malasseziaceae
Gene: RPS8A
Product: ribosomal protein S8A
Exons: 1
Coding region: 1-624 (207 amino acids)
Biological process (GO): translation; maturation of SSU-rRNA from tricistronic rRNA transcript (SSU-rRNA, 5.8S rRNA, LSU-rRNA)
Cellular component (GO): ribosome; cytosolic small ribosomal subunit
Molecular function (GO): structural constituent of ribosome
Source: RefSeq, a predicted model, not a curated record
AUGGGUAUUACUCGUGACUCCCGUCACAAGAGGUCGGCUACCGGUGCGCGCCGCGCCUACUACCGCAAGAAGAGGCAGUUUGAGCUGGGUCGCCAGCCCGCUAACACGCGUAUUGGUGCCAAGCGUAUCCACGACGUCCGCGUCCGUGGUGGCAACAUCAAGCCCCGUGCUCUCCGUCUCGAGAGCGGCAACUUUGCCUGGGGCUCGGAGAACAUCACUGCCAAGACCCGUAUCCUGGGUGUGGUGUACAACGCCUCGAACAACGAGCUUGUCCGUACCAACACGCUCGUGAAGGGUGCCGUUAUCCAGAUUGACGCUACUCCUUUCCGCCAGGCGUACGAGAAGCACUACGGCCAGCCGGUGACCAAGCGCCGCGUGCCCGGUGUGCAGCCCCCCACUGAGGAGGUCAAGAGGAGCCAGCACGUCGAGCGCAAGCUCGCUGAGCGCCGCAAGGACGCCAAGGUUGACCCUAUCGUCGAGCAGCAGUUCGGUGCCGGUCGCCUCUACGCCGUCAUCUCGAGCCGCCCCGGCCAGUCGGGCCGUGCUGACGGUUACAUCCUCGAGGGCAACGAGCUGGAGUUCUACGCUCGUCGCCUCCGUAACGCCAAGUCCAAGCACGCCUAA